Messenger RNA from Parnassius mnemosyne (clouded apollo), 888 nucleotides. The record is from the annotation of a GenBank genome assembly. NCBI's taxonomy places the organism in Eukaryota, Metazoa, Arthropoda, Insecta, Lepidoptera, Papilionidae.
AUGACUGACAAAUUGGCGGACGAUGAUGGUCCUUCAGACAGCAGUCUUCUUGUUAUAAUAGUUGACACUAAUCCAAAUCAGAGGUAUAUAACAGAAGAUCCAAAAGUUCUAACUGGAUGCCUAGAUGCUGUCAUCGCAUUUGCAAACUCUCACUUAAUGCAGAAGUCCAGGAAUUUACUCGCCGUUAUUGGGUGCCAUUUCCAUAAAAGUGAAUAUCUUUACCCAUCUCCAGGAAAACCUUUGGAUGUGAGACAGAUAGACGGCCAGUAUGAGCUGUUUACAUUAGUUGAGAAAACUAUUAAAAUGAGGUUGGUGAACUUGAUCAAAAGUCAACCACUAGAAGAGAAACCUGGGGAAUCUCUCCUAGCCGGAGCAUUGGCCAUGGCCCUCUGCUUCAUUGCUAGAAUGCGUCGUGAAGCCACACCAGGGCUCCGCAUGAGCAGCCGGAUCCUCAUAGUUACAGGCAGUACGGACACAGCUGCCCAAUAUAUAAAUUAUAUGAAUGUAUUCUUUACUGCUCAGAAACAACAGGUACUGAUUGACGUCUGUUCAUUGGACAAGCAUCUUAGUUUAUUGCAACAGGGAUGUGACAUCACCGGAGGCCUCUACCUCAAAGUGCCCUCGCUUGAAGGCUUACUGCAAUAUCUAUUGUGGGUUUUCCUCCCUGAAGCUUCGGAACGUAAAGAAUUAGUGUUACCAGGUAGGGGUAGGGUCGAUUACCGAGCAGCCUGUUUCUGUCAUCGGGAGUUGCUGACAAUUGGUUAUGUUUGCUCUGUUUGCUUGAGUGUAUUCUGCAAGUUCAGUCCAAUUUGUACCACUUGUCACACUGUAUUCAAAAUCGGCGGGCCUUUACCUAUCAAACCUAAAAAGAAGAAGAUGAAAGUUUGA